UUUUUUUUUUUUUUUUCCUUUAAUUUUUUUUUUUUUUUUUUUUUUUUUUUUUUUUUUUUUUUUUUUUUUGCUCGCUUUCGCAGAGCGCACCGUCUGCAAGGGGCGCAACCGGGAGCUGAAGCUCGGCUGCAGGAGGAGCGAAGCAGCAAGUUCACAGCGAUCGACAUGACUGAAGAGACUUCUUUUCUGUCGGGGGACAGUUAAGUUCAGGCUCCCGCAUCAGCGUGUGGUGUUGCUGAGCCAAGACAAAAAGAGAGAAAGACAUUAAAAAAAGAAAAGAAAAGCCGUGCCGGUCUCUCAGAAGACGCGCGUCAAAGUUUUUCUUUUUCUUGUUGCUUUACUGUUUUUCGUUUCUUUUAUAUUAUAUUUUUUAUAUAUAUUUUUUUGGAAGAACCGAUCUGCGCCAAAACAAAAAAGAAGCAACGACGUAAAAAAAAAAAGAAAAAAAAACGCGGUGAUGGUUUGAACUGCAACUUCCAAAAAGAGAAAAAAAAAUCCCAAAGCAUCCAAAGAUGCGCUCCAAGAGAAAAGUUUAAAGAGAGAGACCACACGUCAAGUCGCUUCCUUUGAGGGGGGGCAGGAGGAGGUGCGAGCAAACAAAAAAAGAGAGAGAGAGAGAGUGCAAGAAGUGAGCCAAGAUUGGAAGACAGACUGUUCCAGAAGAGACUUUGAGAAGUUUUUUCUUCUUUUUUUUUUUCCAGCUCCAUCAAGGCUGAGCGAUGCGCACCAGAAACAGCGGAGUUUGAGCCCUACGCUCCUCUGUGGAGAGCUCCCUGUGAACGGGGCAGAACAGGAGAGAUUUUGGUGUGUUGUGUUGUUGAGGUGUGAGAGGAGGUGUGGGGGGAACGGACGGACGGACGGACGGAGGAGGAGGAGGAAGGGGGGAGAAGGAAAAAAGAGGAGAAAAAAACUCUAAUUGCUCAGUCCGUCCCUCAUUACCAUAUCCAAUGCGCGUCCGCUGGACCCCAGCCAAUCCUCCCCACCUUCACACGGUGCCAUUAAUCGCGAGGCAUUAUUCACUAUCAUAAUUAUUAUCCCGACAUGCGCAAUCCGACGCACAGCGACAGAGGCGACAGGAGCGGCAACACUGGCUAAUUUCCCCAGAUUGCAACCCCCCUCUUUCUCUCUCACACACACAAACAGCACAACACACACUUUCCAAAGCGCCGCAGACUGUUUGUGAACUUUUAUUAUUAAUAUUAUUAUUUUUUUUUACUUUUAUUUUUAUAUAUAUAUAUAUAUAUAAUUUAAAAAAAAACAAUUUUUUAAGUCGAUCUUCGCUGAUGCAUCUGCACAGCGCGGACACAUCAGCGUCAAAUCAGCGCAAGCAGCACCGCCAGCACUCACGCCUGCAGCCGAAGCAGCAGCAGCAGCAUGUCCCGACGCAAGCAAGCCAAGCCGCAGCACCUCAAGUCGGACGAGGAUCCCGCACUGACCGGGGUGAUCUCCGAGCACGCAGCCCAAGGUGAUGUGCUGGACGAUGCCGACAGCGGGAACGAGAGCCGCAGCGGCAGUGAAGAAACCCACGUGUGCGAGAAGUGUUGUGCCGAGUUCUUCAAGUGGUCAGACUUCUGUGAACAUUUAAAGAGCUGUACAAAGAACCCCCUUGUGCUCAUCGUGAACGACAAUGAGGACACGCCGAACCCUUCCCAGGAGUACCCUUCAGAGCCCUCGCCCAUCCCGAGCUGCAACAGCGAACAAGACGACAGCGAGGACGCCCGGGAGGGGAACCAGAGUCCUGCCGGCGAGGGCGACGACAUCCCAGAGACGGAUCCCUUAAAUGGGGUCAGUGUCCUGGAAAAGGAGGAUGAGCAGAUGGAGCUGGAGCUUUCUCCUGACAAAAAUAUAGACUCCGAAGAGAGAGACGUGACAUCACCCGAGCCAGAUGGCUCCCUACCUCAGCUAAGCGAUGUUGUCCCCUCUGCAAUUACGAGCUACACCAUGCCAAGCACCAAUGUUACCUUGGAGACCCUGCACGGUACUAGGGUUGCGGUUGCCCAGUUUUCGCAGAGUGUAAGGGCGGCGGCGGCAGCGGGCAGUGGGGUGUCCACUAUGGCUAUCCCUAUGAUCCUGGACCAGCUUAUGGCUCUCCAGCAGCAACAGAUUCAUCAGCUGCAGCUCAUAGAACAAAUACGAAGUCAAGUGGCCCUCAUGAACAGACAGUCUGCGCCACAACCUGCUCUCAGCCACCAUCACAACAGUGCUGCGGGAAACCAGGGCUCUGUAUCCUCCUGUGUCCCUCCCGUUGCAAACCAGCUUCAUUUACAUAACUUCAUCACACCUCCUGUCCAUCAGCUACCUGUCAGGUUGCCUGCCACCCUUAGUGCUCAAGGACCUUCACCUCUGACCUCAGCAAUAGAAGGGCCUCUCUCUCAAACACCGCAGAGCAGUACUCCGCAGUCUAACUCCUCAGUUCCAAACACAUCGUCAAACAACUCGCCAUUUCCACCACCAAGUGGUUCUGGCUUGCCAGCCCUACAUCCCACCUGCUCAUCCACUGUCUCAAAUAACAACAGUAGCACUAGUAGCAGCCUAACAGGAGGCGGGGGUGGUGUCAGCAGCACUUCAGCUCUUCCCAGGAACUCCACCACCCCUCCCUCGCUAAGUCACAGCAGCCUCCUGAACUCUGCCUCCAGUCUACCACUGAUACCUCACAGUUCCUCGAGCAGCGUCAUCUUCCCCAAUCCACUGGCUAGCAUAGCAGCCACAGCCAACGCACUUGACCCCCUUUCUGCUCUAAUGAAACACCGCAAGGGAAAGCCCCCCAAUGUGUCUGUGUUUGACACCAAGCCCAGCUCCGAAGACCCCUUCUUUAAGCAUAAGUGUCGGUUCUGUGCCAAGGUGUUUGGCAGCGACAGCGCCCUGCAGAUCCACCUGCGCUCUCACACUGGAGAGAGGCCCUACAAAUGCAAUAUAUGUGGCAAUCGUUUCUCCACGAAGGGGAAUCUUAAAGUCCACUUUCAGAGGCACAAAGAAAAAUACCCACACAUUCAAAUGAACCCUUACCCUGUACCAGAGUACCUGGACAAUGUGCCCACAAGCUCCGGUAUUCCAUACGGCAUGUCGCUGCCCCCUGAAAAACCUGUAACCACCUGGCUCGACAGUAAACCAGUCCUCCCCACUGUCCCCACAUCCAUUGGCCUCCAGCUGCCUCCAACGCUUCCCAGUAUGAUUGGAGGUUUUACAGAUUCUCCUAGCCUCACUCCGCUUAACAGGUCCCCUCAGAGGCCUUCGCCACCCACAAGUGAGUGUGCAUCUUUGUCCCCAAAUAUCGCCAAUGAUUCUGGCAUAACCACUACUUCACCCUCUCCGAAACCUAGCAUUGGGAGUGAUGCACCUCCGCUCCUGAAACCUGAAGGCAUUCUCUUGUCACCAAGUUGCCCUAUUAGGCCAGGAGAGAGCACAGCCACCACAACCACAGUAAGUCAAGCACUUCUUCCCACCACUGUCACCUCUACGACAUUGUCAGGCAGUGGCCAACUCACUGAGCCUAUCAGCAGUCCCAACUCCGCUUCAAACUCUGUCUCCCAUCCUGUCCUUCCAAUGCUUUCUGACCAGUUUAAGGCAAAGUUUCCCUUUGGAGGUCUCCUAGACUCUAUGCAAACCUCAGAGACGUCAAAGUUGCAGCAGCUUGUCGAGAACAUUGAUAAGAAGAUGACCGAUCCCAACCAGUGUGUCAUCUGCCAUCGUGUUCUGAGCUGCCAGAGUGCUCUGAAGAUGCACUACCGUAUCCACACUGGCGAGAGGCCUUUCAAAUGCAAGAUAUGUGGACGAGCAUUCACUACUAAGGGAAAUCUAAAGACGCACUUUGGCGUGCACAGGUCGAAACCACCACUUCGAGUCCAGCACUCCUGCCCGAUUUGUCAGAAAAAGUUCACCAAUGCUGUUGUGCUGCAACAACACAUCCGUAUGCACAUGGGAGGGCAGAUUCCCAACACCCCUGUUCCUGAAAGUCUGCAGGAGAUGGACACGGAUGUGUCCUUCGAUGAAAAGAGUCUAGAUGCAAUGAGUAACUAUGAUGACGACCUGCUGGAUGAAAUGGAGCAGGCUAUGGAUGAUGACAUGGACUUAAAAGACGGAGAAGUAGACCCUUCUAAACCCUAUUCACCUGGGAGCUCACCUCCAACAUCUAUCAUUUCUAGCAUUGCUGCAAUGGAAAACCAGAUGAAGAUGAUUGACUCUACUGCCAACAUAAGUCGCACAUUUGGCCUGAAGACUGCACAGAAUGGCAGCAGCUUUCCUGGGGAUACUGACUGCUUUACAGCUGAUUCCCUGGCUGCUGUGGGGGAUGCUGAAGGUCAGAGCUUGGGAAGCCCCGCUUUGUCAGAGUCCUCUGACUCUAUGCAGCAUUUGUCCCCAGCUCACAGCCAUUCUGAGAGCCAGCAGUCCAAGUCCCCAGCUACACUCAAUAACAACAACAGCAGCAGUGCAAUGACAGCAGAGGAGGGCCAGGAGAACAAUGCAUCUGGCCUGGCAACAGUGAAGUCAGAAAAAUCAGAGACCCCGUCUCCCCAUUCUGCUACUGAAGGGACUGGGGCCCUUGACCUGACUGCCACUCAACCUGGCAGGCACUUCAUCAAGGAGGAGAGCCACUUCAACAUGCUGUUUCUAAACAGAGAUCGAGGACUAAGUACUCCUAAUUUAGCCAGUACGGCAACAAACAUGAUCAAGAUGGAAAUUAAUGGACACGGGAAGUCUCUGAGCGACAGCGCUCACCUGCCCGUGGGCAUUCAGGUUCCAGCCGCAGCGCCCCCGACCACCAUGAGCCCCAGCAUCAACCCUAUGCUGGCACCGCCGCCUCCACGUCGCACUCCUAAGCAGCACAACUGCCAUUCAUGUGGGAAGAAUUUUUCCUCGGCCAGCGCGCUUCAAAUCCACGAGCGCACACACACGGGAGAGAAACCUUUCGCCUGCUCCAUUUGUGGAAGGGCCUUCACCACAAAGGGCAAUCUGAAGGUUCACAUGGGAACACACAUGUGGAACAACGCCCCCGCUCGCCGGGGCCGACGCCUGUCGGUGGAGAAUCCCAUGGCCCUCCUGGGCGGCGACGCCAUGAAGUUCAGCGAGAUGUUUCAGAAGGACCUGGCGGCCCGCGCCAUGAACGUGGACCCGGGCUUCUGGAACCAGUACGCAGCCGCCAUCACCAACGGCCUGGCCAUGAAGAACAAUGAGAUUUCUGUGAUUCAGAACGGAGGCAUCACCCAGCUGCCCGUCAGCCUCGGCGGGACGGGAAUCACUUCCUUGGGAGCCAUGCCUGGAGGUGGCAUGGACCGUGUUCACACUGGCAGAAGCUCCCCCAUCACGGGUAUGGAGAAGUCUGGUCUGGAGGUUCCAGCCAGUCGACCCUUUUCCAGAUAUAUGGAGGAGAACAAAGAGAUUGGGAUCAACUGAAAACUUGUCUGUAUUGUAGCAGUUUGGCAAAGACUUAAAGUAUGAUGAGAAAAUUACUGAGGAAAAAAAAAGAAAACAAACAAACUGCUGAUCCAGUCUAAACUCAUGCAUACUUCUUUGUGUACAGAUUUUUUUUUUUGUUUGGUUUUGGAAUUAUGGUAUUUAGUAUUGAUUAGAGGCCUUUGCCUUUCACCCACUCCCUUCUCACUUGAUAUUUCAUCUAUACAAAGAAAACUUUGUCUCUUGUUUGAGAAUAUGUCGUCUUGCAAGAUAUGCAUGGUACUUCUUUGUUUUUAUUGGUAUGUUUGACUGCUUUUAUGAAUUCCUUUGGAAACCAGGAUCCUGCCUAAGCGACAAUGGGCAAGCAUCUUUUAACGGAUAGGACAAAGUUCACACGGGAACAAUUUUGUUUAACGACAGUCUGACACUUGUCCAGCAGCCCCCGUUAGCGGUAGCUCUUUUAAACGCACGGGCCAAGGCGAAACUGAAGAAAAGACUGAAGUGUAGUGUUUUCGUGCUCGCUUGAUACAACCUUUGUUUUUUUGUUUUUUUUGUUUGUUUUCUCAUGAACUAGAAAACUUGAAAAAAUAAUGUUUGAACUAUUUUAAUCUUUACAUUUAGUCUCUCAGCAUUGUCUUAUAAUGUUGUCCCGUGUCUUUAGUAUUUAUGAUAUUGACAAAAAAAAAAAGCGGGUAUUCAAAAAUAUAUUUAACAGCCCAAGCAUUUUUUUUUUUUUUUUUUUUUUUUUUUUUUAUAAACAGCAGGCUUCACUGAUGAGUAUCUCUGUUAAUAAAGGCAGUGUGUCACUUGAGUUGACCAACAGAGAUAAAAUUGUAGGUUUUAUUUGGAUAUCUAUUGACACCAUGUGUAUCUUCUCACAUGACAAGGAGGCAAGAGAUAUCCAAAGCUGCUAUGACCACAACCCUGCUUUUAACCUUUGUAAAAAAAUAAAUAAAUAAAAUAAAAAUAAAAAUAAGAAGGAAAAAAAAGAGGUGAACCUUUUGAAGAAAUAUCUAUGUAUAGAAAUACAGACAAAUCUAAAACAGGUAUGCAUAUUUUGUAUCACAUAAAAUAGACAUCAUGAGUUGAGAGUUAUUUGUCAUGUUUGUGAAUGCACUUUUUAAAAACAAGACGUUUUUGUCUGUGAGUUACCGUUAACCUUUUGACUGAGCUAUCUAUCACGUGCUGUUUUCAUUGUUUUCAGCAAACCACUGCUCCAGCUGACUGAGUCGGUUCUCUGUUAUUGCAUCUGUUGCAACUCGUCAAGAGUGCAAAACUCAUCGCCCAAUCAAACCCCCUCCCCUCCCCCCCUCAAAUAAAAAAGGAAAACAGG
Messenger RNA from Poecilia latipinna (sailfin molly), 6724 nucleotides. It is a transcript of the gene sall3a, whose product is annotated as spalt-like transcription factor 3a. The transcript has 4 exons. Gene Ontology annotation, molecular function: RNA polymerase II cis-regulatory region sequence-specific DNA binding; DNA-binding transcription factor activity, RNA polymerase II-specific. NCBI's taxonomy places the organism in Eukaryota, Metazoa, Chordata, Actinopteri, Cyprinodontiformes, Poeciliidae. Gene Ontology annotation, cellular component: nucleus. Gene Ontology annotation, biological process: regulation of transcription by RNA polymerase II. Bases 1375 to 5391 code for a protein of 1338 amino acids. The record is from RefSeq and is a predicted model, not a curated record.